GCGAUCCGUCAGCUGAGUCCAACUAGGAAGUCAAUCCAAUCCGAGCCGAUUGACACGCCUCCCUGCGAAUGUGACACGCAACGCGCGGGAACCUCGGGCGCUUGACAGUUUCCGGUGGAAUCUCCAUUCUCGUGCACAUGAUAAAACCCAUCCCCUGCCCCUGGGCGCCGCUCCCCUCGUCACGGACAUGCUCAAGCACCUGCGUGUGGUUGUGCCUACGCCCGGAAGACAACCGGCCUCGUCGCCCACUGCCCGAUUCGCCGACCAAGAUACCCACCACAGCUCCAACACCAGUGGAGGCGGCAGCAUCACCAUCACCAUGACGGCCGACGCCACAGGCCCUCCUCCCACCCAGCGGCCGAUGCUGGCCUCGCAGCGCGCCAAGGAACAAGGCUCUCAGUCCGGACAGGACGCGCCCAAGGGCAUUGGCGCGUUUUUCCCACUGGGCUACAAGGAGGCAGCAUAUCAGUGGUGGACAAGUGUGACGGCUCCCGUCGCCCAGCAAAACGUUCUUUCCCACAUCCCACACAUAAGACCGGAAGCCGCCGCAGACGCGGCAACAGCCGCAGCCGGCAGUGCCGAAGUCGCAAAGGCCGCCGACCCGUACGGCAAUCGAAUCUGGCGCACAUCCAUGGUCCAGCUCUCAGGGAAGGACCGGGCUCUGAACGAGUUCUCGGUCGAGCGGGUGGGCGAGAAGGUCGAUGACACGCUUGUUGUGGUGCACGGUUACGGUGCCGGCCUCGGCUUCUUCUACAAAAACUUUGAGCCCUUGAGCCGGGUCAAGGGCUGGAAGCUGUAUGCCCUGGAUAUGCUAGGCAUGGGUAAUUCUAGCCGUCCUGGCUUCAAGCUCCCCAAAUCCAAGGACCCUAUAGAGCGCACGCUCGAAGCCGAGGACUGGUUUGUCGACUCGCUUGAAGAGUGGAGGCGCAUUCGCAAGAUCGAGCGCUUCACCUUGUUGGGCCAUUCGCUCGGCGGCUACCUCGCCGUGUCUUACGCCGUCAAGUACCCCGGCCGUCUCAAUAAGCUGAUCCUCGCCUCGCCCGUCGGCAUUCCCGAGGACCCCUACGCCGCGAGCGCCCAGCACGAGGCCUCGACCAUGUCCAACGAGUUUACUCAGGAUCAGGAGACCAUCGUGUCACGAAAGAAUCCACCACACACUGGCGACAACAACAACUUCCUCAAUGCACGCUCCAAGACGUCGGCAACCCCAAACGCCACCGCCGCUGCAGUCCAGGCCGACGGUGACAAGAAGCGGGACACAAACUCGACUGGGGCACCACGAAGACCGCUUAAUAAGUGGAUUGUCUGGCUCUGGGACGCAAACGUGUCACCCUUCAGUCUCGUCCGCCUCUCGGGUCCUUUUGGUCCGCGCCUUGUCUCGGGCUGGACCAGCCGCCGCUUCAGCCACCUGCCCGACUCAGAGUCACGAGCGCUGCACGACUACGCUUACUCGCUCUUUCGCCAGCGCGGCAGCGGGGAGUAUGCUCUGCCUUAUAUCCUCGCUCCUGGCGCCUUUGCCCGCAGGCCCAUUAUAAACCGGAUCGAGGAGCUGGGGAGGCAAGUCAUCAAGUCGCCCGAAACUACUGCGGCGGCAACGACAACAGCGCCCACGACCAAGCCGGCUGAGGUUCGGGAAACGGGCAUCCCUGUCGUCUUUAUGUACGGAGACAGCGACUGGAUGGAUGUCAAAGGCGGGCACGCAGCCGCUGAGAGACUCAAGGCUCGCUCCCGCGAGGCUCUCCUGAAAGGCACGCCUGAGGAGAAGCGCAAUGAGAAGGGCACCGCAAAAGUGGUCAUUGUGUCCAAGGCUGGCCAUCACCUCUACAUCGACAACGCCGACGAGUUCAACAAGAUCCUCACUGACGAGAUGAAGGCCACGAGCGAAGAAAGCCAAAAGGAAAGAGACGUCAACUAAAAGUUGAUUUGUUUGCAUGGUGUAAGGAUUAGAGGGUGCACUCCAGUUGCCGAAACAACUGCCUUGCAUUAGAGAUUUUGAAUUGUUGGUAAUCAUUGUUUUUCUUGGAUAUUGGGCAGGCGUUCACGCUGUGAGGUCAGCGCAUGCGACAGCCUGAUGACGGUAAAGAUAGGGCGGGAUGCAUGAAAGACAGGCGUCUUACAAUUAGAUGUAUUUUUUUAUAUACAGGGUUGGAUAUAUUCGGCUUUAUUAGAAGCGUGUUGGUCCAAAGCCCACAGAGCAGUUUGUGAUUGUACACAGUAUAGCUCCAUGAAUCAACGGCUUGGCUCUCUGUCGGAAUCUCAUCCAGCUUCCGAAGCCUUGCUGCACGUUCCGUCUGCUGUGCCCCAAAGCAAAUAGCGUACAUCCAG
Gaeumannomyces tritici R3-111a-1 is the source of this 2325-nucleotide messenger RNA. Its product is annotated as alpha/beta hydrolase. Bases 188 to 1915 code for a protein of 575 amino acids. Gene Ontology annotation, cellular component: mitochondrial inner membrane. NCBI's taxonomy places the organism in Eukaryota, Fungi, Ascomycota, Sordariomycetes, Magnaporthales, Magnaporthaceae. The record is from RefSeq and is a predicted model, not a curated record. Gene Ontology annotation, biological process: cardiolipin acyl-chain remodeling. Gene Ontology annotation, molecular function: A2-type glycerophospholipase activity. The transcript has 2 exons.